CGCGCUGGAGAAUGACGUAAGGGGCGGGGCGCGCCCGGGCACCCUAGGAGACCGACUUGAGAAGCGGCGGGGGGCCGCGCUAUGGACCGCUAUGCGGCCGCCGGUGAUGAGGCGGCGGACCGGGCCCGGCAGCAGGAGCGGCACUACCAGCUGCUGUCAGCGCUACAGAGCCUGGUCAAGGAGCUGCCCAGCUCCUUUCAGCAGCGCUUGUCCUACACCACGCUCAGCGACUUGGCCCUGGCGCUGCUCGACGGAACGGUGUUUGAAAUCGUGCAGGGCCUUCUGGAGAUUCAGCACCUCACCGAGAAGAGCCUCUACAACCAGCGACUGCGGCUGCAGAACGAACACCGAGUGCUUAGACAGACUCUGAGGCAAAAGCAUCUGGAAGCCCAGCAGUCCUGCCGGCCCCACAACUUGCCAGUGCUCCAGGCAGCUCAGCAGCGUGAGCUGGAGCCAUGGCAGGCCAUGGAACAUCGGAUCCGGGAGGAACAGCAGGCAAUGGACCGAAAGAUUGUCCUGGAACUGGACCGGAAGGUUGCUGACCAGCAGAGCACACUGGAGAAGGCAGGGGUAGCUGGUUUCUAUGUGACCACUAAUCCUCAGGAGCUGACGCUGCAGAUGAACCUAUUGGAACUCAUCAGGAAGCUGCAGCAGAGGGGCUGCCAAGUGGGAAAGGCAGCUCUGUGACCAAGUGGGGGGGUCCUUGCUGUCCUCCAUUGCCUAGGAUGGCUGGUGCCACAGCCUUGACUGUGUGUGGGCUACUGACUGUCCAGCUGCCAACAGGUCCGAUCUCUCUGAAGGGCUGAUUAGACCCUGGCUAUGCCUGCUGCCAUCCACUGUUGAGAUUUGGAGGGAAGGGUCCAAGCAACAGGAAUGGUGCCAUGAAAAGGCCUCACAUGACUGGAUGUUGAGUAGGAAUAUUGGUUCUAGCACUGUCCCCUCUGGGCAUAUCCCACAUUCCCUCCAGGCUUGGGUUUUGCCUUGUUCCUGUGUAGCCCCUCCCUUGACAGUCCCAGCCCUGGAUGGGAGAAGCUCCAAAACCUAAGGCCAGUAUGGCCUCGAAAAAUAAAGAACCCAGGACAUGA
Mastomys coucha (southern multimammate mouse) is the source of this 1085-nucleotide messenger RNA. Its product is annotated as protein DGCR6. The coding region runs from base 82 to 687 and encodes 201 amino acids. The record is from RefSeq and is a predicted model, not a curated record. NCBI's taxonomy places the organism in Eukaryota, Metazoa, Chordata, Mammalia, Rodentia, Muridae. The transcript is spliced from 5 exons.